Molecule: messenger RNA, 213 nt
Organism: Haemonchus placei
Lineage: Eukaryota; Metazoa; Nematoda; Chromadorea; Rhabditida; Trichostrongylidae
Source: the annotation of a GenBank genome assembly
AUGGGACGACGGGGUUUCAAAAUCAUGACGUGGUCGACAGUUCGACGAAAAUUGAAUAAUGCGGUCGUACGAGGACUUAUUGACAAGACACACACCGUUGAGGUAGUUCAGUUCCUCAAUCCCGAUCAGAACGAGUGGUCUGCGGGUUUCUCAAAAACUGAGAUCUUACUGAGUAAUCUGGAAGUUUCGAUAGAGUUCGUAGACAGCACGUAA